Messenger RNA from Nematolebias whitei (Rio pearlfish), 1269 nucleotides. RefSeq names its product SH3 and cysteine-rich domain-containing protein 2. The record is from RefSeq and is a predicted model, not a curated record. Gene Ontology annotation, molecular function: protein binding. Gene Ontology annotation, cellular component: extrinsic component of cytoplasmic side of plasma membrane. Gene Ontology annotation, biological process: positive regulation of protein localization to plasma membrane; skeletal muscle contraction; positive regulation of voltage-gated calcium channel activity. The transcript is spliced from 11 exons. NCBI's taxonomy places the organism in Eukaryota, Metazoa, Chordata, Actinopteri, Cyprinodontiformes, Rivulidae. Bases 1 to 1269 code for a protein of 422 amino acids.
AUGAUGACAGAGAACAAUGAGAUGGAGCUCCAGCGCUCCCCGAGCAACAUCCCCAUCCAGCCCAUCGCAUCCAAGCUCCAGAGACUGAAGCGCUCCCUGUCCUUCAAGACAAUGAUGCGCAGUAAGAGCGUGGAGAACUUCUUUCAGCGCUCCUACAGCGACGCUCGCCUGCCCCCAGACUUCAUCGCCGACCCGCCGCCUCCGUCUCCCCCUCUGCCACCCGGCUCCCCUCUCGUGGGCGAGCGCUCGCCCUCCAUUUCGCCGUCCCUCAGCCCCAACCUGUCCAUCUCCUCCCACUCCCCGUCUCUCAGCCUUUCCCCAGCACUGCCCGCCAAGCCAGCCCGAACCCAGAUCAACCACUGCUUCCAGGACCACGUCUUUCGAAAGCCCACCAACUGCCAGCACUGCAAGCACAUGAUAGUGGGAAACUCCAAACAAGCUCUGCGGUGUAAAACCUGCAAGAUGGCUGCUCACCUGUGGUGCACCUCAGAACUAUCACAGCAGACGUGUCACGGGAAGUCUGGAGCGUUCAAGCGAAACUUCAGCUCGCCGAUGCUCGUCAAUGACCAAUUGGCUGUCGUCAAGGAAGUUCAGCCAAGCCAAGAGGCUGAGCGGAGGCGUGUAGACCCUGUGUAUGCUGCCUUGCGCUACGGGACGUCCUUGGCACAGAUGAGCCGUUCCAGUUUUGGCAGUUUAUCAGAAUCACCGACACGCAGCCUGGGGGAGGGAGGCGAAGAGAGGCAGCAGAGACAGAGCAGCAUGGAGGAGGAGAUAACUCAGGAGACGGGGGAAAACCCACCCAUCCUUCUAGACCCCGCUGUUCCAGAGAGCGAGAUGCAAGAGGAGGAAGACCAGAGCAGUGAGCAAGCUGCGGAGGACACCUGUGCAAAGGUGCCCAAGCGCAUUGAAGUCCACUCCAUCCACACCUACGUAGCGCUCUACAAGUUCCUGCCUCAGGAGCACAACGACCUGGAACUACAGCCUGGCGAUCGAGUUCAGGUCACAGACGACUCUAAUGAGGAGUGGUGGAAGGGUAAAAGUGGAGACAGAGUCGGCUUUUUCCCCGCCAACUUUGUGCAAAGGGUUCGGCCAGGAGAGCGGGUGUGGCGCGUCAUCCAGGGCGUUUCUGGCAACCGGGAGAGAGGUCACAUGGCGGUGAGGGACUCCCAGAUUUGCGUGGGGAAGCGGGAAGAUGGCGAGAAAUUCCUGAAACUGAGCAGCGGAAAGAAGAGAGGCCUGGUCCCAGCUGACUCCAUAGAGGAGAUAUGA